AUGAAUUUGCUUAAAAUAUUAGAUGGUACUCCCGAGCCAUCCAUUAUAGACUUGGAUUUAGGUGAAAUAAACUAUAGUGGAGAUUAUGAGUUACCAACACCAAUGUAUGAGUUUCAAAAGGAAUUAACCGACCAGAUUGUAUCGUUACAUUAUCCUGAUAUCUUGAAAUAUUGUGAAGCGAACGACACACGAGAUCUCAUUGUAAAAUCUUUAGAGAUCUGUAUUGAGAAUUGUAUGUUGGUUUGUACUCACCCAUAUUUAUUGAUUAACCACUACAUGCCCAAGAACCUUUCCAUGAAAGAAAUGCCCAAUAAACUUGCUGAAACUAGUGGGAAGUUCAAUGUUCUUCGAGAUUUAAUGAAUGUGAUAAUACUGAACACAAAACAGAGACCAAAACAUAUUGGUAUUGUUAUGAACAACAAUGGGAAAUUUUUCGAUUUAGUGGAAGCACUUUUGUUAGGGUGUAAUGGGAAUAAGAUUGUGAAAAGAUAUGUGGGUAAUAACGUACAACGAGAAUCGAAAAAGGCAAGCAGAAAUAGCGGUACACCAAUGGAUAUGUCUGGUUCACCAACUACAAUACAUUUAUUGCCAGGCGAUGGUAAGAUACAACGAGACCAAGAUAGACUUGGCCUCGUCAAAUUUGACGCAUUGAUUGUGUUUGAUGGAUACGUUGACACUGAUAGUGAGUUUUUCCAACAAAUAAGAACUCAAAACCGCCGUGGUGAAUGUAUUAUUGUAAGGUUGGUUCCAAUGAAAACAAUUGAGCAUUGUAAAUUGUAUUACAAAAACAAUGCCGGUGAUGAUGAUUAUAUUUACAAAUUAAUAUCAUCAAUUGUAUGUCUUCGAGAUCAUAUAGGAACGUUACAACCGGAUGUUUUUCCCAUAUAUAACCAAAAACUUACAUAUCUUUCUCAUAAGUUUUUUGAUGAUGUUUUCAAAUCCAGUGCUAGGAUUGCAGAUUUUCCCGCUUGGCCAUUACCAGCAUUACCAAGAAUCCCUAAAUUCAAUGCUAUAGAUGUUGAGAGAUCACUUUUGACCGAAGUUCAUUUUCAUUAUACUCCCUAUGAUUCUACCGAGUUUAUAAAUGAGGAUCCCGAAAAGCCAAGGACUGGUUCGAGACCUAGUUUUUAUGAAACACGAAGAUUAGAAUCAGCUUAUAUUACUAAUCCUUUAAAGAAUUCAUUCACACAAUUGUCGGGAAUAUACGCUGGUACUGGAGAAGAACAUGCAAGUGCUACCAAUACUAGUAUUCUCACACACAAAUUGAUCCUUCAAAUGAACGAAGCGUUUUUAUCACUAGAUAGAGCAGAAGAAGAAGUUCAAAGCUAUGAGAAAUAUAACGAGGAAGAAAACCAAGAACGGAAAAUUGGACGUCGAGAACGGGAAAUGAGAAUUACUGUUUCCAAAAUUUUUAACGAUGUUGAUCAUGCCCAAUCUAGAAUUAAUAGUGCCAGUAAAUGGACAAUCAAGAAAGCCGAACAAGCGGAAAGUGUCAAAGAUGAAAUUAGAGUAGCUGAUGAAAAGAUAUCCAAUUUCAUUACUGAUAAUAAGAUAGAUAAUGAGCAAACUCGACAAUACAUUCAAAAUCAACUUGAAAUUUGGGAUUUACAAACCAAAGUCAAAACUCUUAUAGCUAAGAUUCAGUCCAAGAAUGAAGAAAAGAAUUUUAUAUCAAAUGAAUAUCAACAAUGUCUAGAAUCAAUCAAGAACUCCGAAACAGAAAUAGAGAAUCAAAAGACCAAAAUUCAGGAUUCAAAGAGAAAGUAUUCUGAAUUACUUGAAGCUGAGGAACACGAAAUGGAAAAUUUCCAUGCAAAGAAGAAAGAUUUAAUUAAUCAAAUUAAAGAAGAGAGGCUUCAGAAUGAAUCUUUGAAAUUCAAAUUAAAUAAUGCAUUUAAAUUUCUCAAGGAUACCUCUCACUUGAAGAAACGCAAGGGUAGAGGUUCAACACCUAUCAAAUGAAUUCAUAUAUAUAUAUUUAUAUGCAUUUAUAACAGAUAAAUAGGCAUUUCUGAAUUAACAGCAUCUAAUAUUAAUACAUUAUUUAUUGGACUCUCCUUUUUACUCAAAAAUUGAAUGAUAUCUUGAGCAAGAGCACCACCAAUAACUGCUGCCACCGGAGCAAACUCGGCAAAUGCUUGUCUGCUGAAUACGUCUAGAUAGUCAGGAGUAACUGUUUCAGCAGGAAUAUUGAGCAAGUUACAAAUUUCAAUUGCUUUCACUCUCAAGACCUCGACAUCAAUCACAGUAUCGGGAUCAUUAGGUCUAGUAAUAUCAAAUAAGGCAAAUAUCAAAGGCACAACUCCUGAUAAUCUCUUCAAUUGCCUCUUGUUUAAUUGUUUAGGAAGUUCCUGAGAUUUGAAAAUUUCUUUAAGUGGAGAGAAUACAUCUCUGAUAGUUACUAUUUCAUCAUUGGAUUUCUCCUUGGAUUCAACAUUAGUUAUUGUUUUGUUUCUCGAAAGUUCAGUUCCAACUACUCUUGGUUGAUUUCCUGCCUCCUUUACUGAAACAGAAGUAUGUUCUAUGAGAUCUGUUAAAAUAUAGCCAAACAUUCCAUGCAUUCCUGAAACAUAAAGUGGAAUGUUUAAUUCUCGUGUAAUAUCAUUAAGUUUCAAUAUCAUUUGUUUAUCUAAUUCCGUAGCAAUCACUAAAUCAAAAGCUUUAACGUAUUGCUUAUUCGCUAUAAGAGAAUCCAAUGAUUCUGUAUUGAUUGAAAGAUUUACUCUAUUAUUCAAUUCUCUAAUUCUAUCCACAACAAGUGGCAAUUUUGUUUGACCAACUACCAGGUCAUCAUUAGGAAGGAAAAAUUGUCCAGCAAAGUCUUCUGGUUUUACCACUGAAUCAUCCAAUAUUUCAAUAGUGUUUAAUCCACCCAAUACUAAAUUCUUGACUAUUUCGGUUCCCACAGCUCCUAAGUUUAUAAUUAGAAUUUUUGAAGAUCGUAAACGCAAUUGGGUUGCCAUUCCCCAAAGUCGAAUUUGACGGUCAUAAAGGGCAAUUUCCUCUAUUAAAGAAUGUUAGUUUUGUCAUUGAAGGAUACAACAGUGAU
Molecule: messenger RNA, 3049 nt
Organism: Spathaspora passalidarum NRRL Y-27907
Lineage: Eukaryota; Fungi; Ascomycota; Pichiomycetes; Serinales; Debaryomycetaceae
Exons: 1
Coding region: 1-1962 (653 amino acids)
Cellular component (GO): HDA1 complex; nucleus
Source: RefSeq, a predicted model, not a curated record